Messenger RNA from Prunus armeniaca (apricot), 285 nucleotides. NCBI's taxonomy places the organism in Eukaryota, Viridiplantae, Streptophyta, Magnoliopsida, Rosales, Rosaceae. The record is from the annotation of a GenBank genome assembly.
AUGGAGAGGAUGGAGAGAUGCAGACCCACCAUGGAUAGAUGCGGAGAUAUUGAAGGAAAUGAAGAGAGAGAGGAGGUUGUUUCGAUGGUUGCCACUACUCAUAAUAUCCAUGAGCCAACAUCGCCAACUGCCAACGCCUCCCUCUUGUGCCACCGCCAACGCUUGCCUAAGAUUUACAGAUUGUAUCGUAAGGGUUGGGCCUCCAGGUGGUGUUCUCCAUUUUUGUUUGUUCGGUGUAAUUUUGAUGCGAUGGGAUUGUUGCUAGGGUUGUAUGGUCAGGGGUAG